Uranotaenia lowii is the source of this 547-nucleotide messenger RNA. RefSeq lists its product as uncharacterized. Bases 99 to 440 code for a protein of 113 amino acids. The transcript is spliced from 4 exons. NCBI's taxonomy places the organism in Eukaryota, Metazoa, Arthropoda, Insecta, Diptera, Culicidae. The record is from RefSeq and is a predicted model, not a curated record.
CUACGCUGUAGCGAACCCGUUUAACAACACAGGGGACGGAGGAAAUCGAAGUGGCGGAGAAAUAGUCGAGAUGCUUUCGGUCGGACACGGAUGGCGAUAUGAGAUUGGCCAAAAUGAGAACCAAGGAUGGAGCCCCGGGAGCACCACACCAGUCAAUUCAAUCGAGUCGUUACUACACCAAAGGCAAUUCUAAGGAUUCGAAGAAUACCAAUGAAAGUUUCUCUCGUCUAUGUAAAAACCCUAUCAUUGACCAAGGAGAUGGACAAACCUUGCCAAAGUACAUCUGGCGAGGAAAAGUGCGUUGGUAUACUAAGUUCCUUAUUAUAAUGCUUAUCAAAAGUCGUUGUGGCAGAAGAGGAAGAGAGUUCUCUUGUAGACAGUCUGUCCGAAUCAAAUUGCGGACUAACCACAGGACAAAUUUCUUAUUUUGGUCCAGAUAAGCAAUCCUACAUUGAAGCAUGAAGAUUUAAUAGAGGAUUAUUGAAGUCGUGCAAAAAUCAGCUUGAAUUAGGACCGAAUCCUACUUUGCCUAUUCUGGUGCUGUCGG